UUCGGUUUCCUUUCCUAGCAGCCGGGUGCCCCGAUGGCGGCUUGGACGAGCUUCAGGGGGCUGGAGGAUGGCCAGAAGAAAGAGGGGUGCUGCUGGGAGUACGACUCCACCUGGGAGAGCGAGGAGGAGGAGGGAGAAGGGAAGGAGUCGCAGGAGGCCCGAGCCGACAGAGAGGGAGAGGAGUCCUCGCCAGGGUGGUUCAGGGGCUCCCACCAGGCCAGCGGCGCACAGUCUAGAUGCUAUUGUCUAUUCAGGAAGACAUAUAUGUUUUUGAGGAAAGUUCUUUCAGAGCUUAAUCUUUCAGAUGCCCAGGAGCAAAGAAGACCAGCUAUCUCAUCAAUUGGUUAUAGAGGUUUUGAGUUCUUGACUGGACGCAACUGGACAGCUGCAAAAGAUAUGCAGAGAUACAGGCAUUGUUAUCCGGGCUUGAAAGAAAGGGAACCUGAUGUUGAAGAGGAGGAGAUGUGGAAUUUAAGUUUUUACAAAAACGAAAUUCACUUUUUGCCUCAUGGCUUGCUUAUUGAUGAGCUCCUUGAAGCUUGGCAGGAGGAUUAUGAGACUCUGGAAGAAAACCAUUCUUAUAUACAAUGGUUGUUUCCUUUGCGUGAACAUGGGAUGAACUGGCGUGCAAAGCCUCUCACAUGUAAAGAAAUUCAGGCCUUUAAGGAAUCCAAGGAAGUUAUGCAAAGAUUCAUCAGAGCUUACAAACUCAUGCUGGGUUUUUAUGGAAUAAACUUGAUCGAUCAAGAAACGGGGGAAGUGCGAAGAGCAGAAAACUGGCGUCAGAGAUUUCGCAACCUUGAUCGGUUUAGUCACAACAAUUUGCGGAUAACUCGUAUUCUGAAGUGUCUGGGAGAGAUGGGGUAUGAACACUAUCAAGUAUGCCUGGUUAAGUUUUUUCUAACAGAGACACUUGUUUUCCAAACACUCCCAAACGUUAAGAGAAGUGCCUUGGAUUACUUCCUGUUCACCAUCAGAAACAAGCAGAAGCGAAGGGAAUUGAUACACUAUGCAUGGAUGCACUUUAAACCUCAGGAUAAGUUUGCAUGGGGGCCUCAUAAGAAACUCCAGAAAUAUAAACUUCUGUCGUUAAAGUCUCAGCACUGCCAAAAGGCUGAGGACGAGAAGGAAUCCGUCAGAGAUAAAGAAGCAGUGGGAAAGAACGAAACCAGUCCUCCAGACAGAGAGGAGAAAGUUGGAGAUGCUGCAUACUCAGAAACCAACAAGGUGACUGAUGAAUGUACCUCAGAGGAGCAAAGUAAGUGUGGUGCCAUGUACGUUGCAGAGCGAGGAGACAACGUAGGAGAGAGAGAUGCCUCACUUCCCCAACUAGAAGAGAAGGUUCUGAGUGAGGACCUUGUGGGCAUGGGGGAUGGAGCAGAGAGUGAACGCCUAAAGGAAAGCAAGAAAAGAAAGCUUGAGAUGAACAGAUUAACUGGUAAGUGCACAGGGCUAUUGAAAAGUCCCACUGAUAUUGAGAAGAUCUCUUAUAACCUAGGGGAAUUUGCUAUCAAUCAAGAGACCACAGAGACACUUCCGGCAUUGCCAGAAAAGGGUGAUCACGUAACAGCUGAAGAAGGUGAUGUCAGUAGUGAAGACUUAAAGGCGUCUGAGUCAUCUGACGCACCUGUAAAAAGAAGGAAAGUUGAUGAGGCAAUGCCAGAAAACAGUACUGUAAAUAUGGCAACAAACUUGAACACUGACACCACUACCUGCAACAUCCAAGCAACAGGGGCUGAGAAGGAAGAAGUUAGUGAGGAAGAUACGGUUGUGGAAGAAAUUAAUGUGAAAACUGAGAGUGGUGCUGAAGGUGCAUCUGUGAAUUCAUUGCCUGGUUCUGAGACUAAUGAGCCUGGUCUGCCUUCUUUGGCAGGCAGUGGCUCAGUGCUACGUGAAGCAAAUUCAGAAAUACAGAACGAAGAGCACCAAUGUAAUGAAACUCUAACAGUAAGUGAAAGCCAGGUAGACGACAAAGAACAGAAAGAAGGGACAGAAGAUGUCGAUGCAAGAAGGGAAACACAAAUCCCAGACAAGAACCAGGGCCAAGAGCUUCUUCAGCAGUGUGUGGUGGAAUCUUGUCCUGAAAAAGUCAGUGCUAGGAACGUAGCACAAGAAAUUGAUUACACUGAGGAUUCAGCAGAACUGAAUGAUCAGCAGACAAUGGCAGAGAGUGGCAAAAACAUUGCAGUAGCACUAGAGCAAGGGGAGGAGGAAGGACAGUAAUGUCCUGAAUUCAAGGAGCAUGGAACAGUGAUUCAGACUCCAAAGGCACGUGGAAAAAGACAUCUCCUUUAAAACAAUCCAGAACAAACUAAGUCCCUCCCCUCCCGUCCCCUCCCCUGUCUUCUCUUCUGGUUGUCCUAACUAGAAAAAAAUCUGCUUGGUCAACUUCAUAGGGAAGAGCCCCAGCCUCUUCCUGUUCCCGUUUGUAUCUGACAUGCUGGACUGUCUGCAAGGAUUUCCCCUCUUCACCUCUUAUUUUGGUAUGUGUUUUAAAGAAAGAAAAAAGCUUCUUUCCUCUUCGAAAGAGCAAAGCUCUUAUUUAAUAAGUGAUCUUAAUCCAUGGAAUACAGAUGUUUGUAGGAUAAACCAAUUGGUUUCUGGUUUUACUUUUUUACCAGGUAACUCCUCUUGGGCACUUUGGAAACUCACACUAAGAACGAGGAGUUUUUACAUUUGCUGUCUCCCUAGUGAGGCCAAUGUGAGGCCCUGUUGAUCAUCUUGGUGAGGCUCUGCUGAAAUCAUUUUUUAAGGAGACACCAAUUUGGUUGUUCAGUGGUUGUCCGACUUGAAGCCUGGUGCUUUUCUGCUCCAUGAGGGCAGCCAUCCCCCAUUCUGCUAAUAUUUGCUUGCGAAAGGGGUGAGGGUAGCAAAAUUUCAUGUAUGUGAAAGUGCAAAUGCCUUUCCAUUGGUAAGUUACUAAUUUUAAGAAUUUAGUUUGGAAUACGAGAGUUGUUGAUUGAACUAUACAGUCCAGAAGUUUGACAAAUAUUAACCUUAACGGGGCUUUUCUCCAAUCUAUGUGCAGGGAUGUUGAGGGUUUAAUUCCAUCUAGCCCUAGCACAAGUCACUUAUGCAUUUCUUCCAAGGGUUGUUGGGAGACUGGAAACCCACCAGUCUCUGAAAGAAAAGGAAAAAAAAUAAAAUACAAAUCUGGCAUUGCUUAAAAAGAGUGCUGCCCUCCUGGGAGUCCCUUUUUCUCUCUCUGUGGAGCCCUGGUGUUUUUUUCAUUGGUUCUGAGUCCUUUAACUGACUGUCAGUGCAGUUUUCAUCAGGCUACUGUUCCCUUGUCCCUGGUGCGGAUUUUCACCCUUGAUAAUUUUAAUCCCUUUUCUGAUUUGUGCACAUGUUGUGCCAGUAGCAUUCUAUCUCACUGUCCCAAGCAUGUUCUGCAGUGUGUCCUGUGCACUGUCGGGGAUCAUAGCUCUGUCUUGGCUGUGAAACAGUUAAACUGUUGAGGGGUGUCUUUUAAACCAGAAGCAUCAUGAGAAUCUCUUGUCAGCCCCUGCCACCUACUGACCAGCACUAAUGAUAUUAAUAUCUAUUGUUACUACCAUCUAACUUGCACUUAAUGUUAAUAAUGUGCACAUCAGCCUUGUAUGGAAUUCAGCUGGCGUAAAGGAGCAUCAUACAAUGUCAUGCUGUAAAUAGGAGAAAAUAUUAAAGUAUUUAUCACAGUGGACCUGCUUUACCAAGCAGAAGGAGAAAAAUGCAGCAGCUGAAAAGACUGGACUUGAUGUUCAUUUAAACUCUGGUUCUAUUUUUGGUUGGUUUGUUUUUUAAAUACCAUUUGUUUUUUGUAGAACAUUGCUGCAGCUUAGGUCAGCCAUCCUAUCAGAGUUUUUUCUUCUGCAUGUUCCAGCUCUUAAGCAAAGAAUCUUUAACUGUUCUGGGAUUUAAUCUGUGACUUGCCUGCUCAAAACUUGUAUGUCCUGAUCUGGCCUGGCAUUUACACAUAUGUGUAACUCUAAGCACGCAUGUAGUCUCGUUGAAGUCGGGGCAUAUAUGCUUAUAGUAAUACACGGUAAAGGCCUUAAAACCCCUUUGUUACAGUGUUUUUUCUCUAGAAGAAAAACACAUUGUGUUUAAAUAUUCAGUAAAACUAACUAAAGACCUUCAGUGUUUAGAGAACACAGGGAAAAAUUGCUUUUUAUGAAAGUCUUUGUACAGUUUUAUAGCUGUCUUUUUAUUUAAGCAACGACGGUCUCACUGGAUGUGUUCAUACAUGGCCCACUUUGCAUAUCUUGUAUGGUGAUGAGUUUUAAAUGAGAUCUCAGUAUAAUGUAUAUUAAAGUAUGAUUUUAAUGCAAA
Chelonoidis abingdonii (Abingdon island giant tortoise) is the source of this 4311-nucleotide messenger RNA. RefSeq names its product opioid growth factor receptor (gene OGFR). Gene Ontology annotation, molecular function: opioid growth factor receptor activity. Gene Ontology annotation, cellular component: membrane. The record is from RefSeq and is a predicted model, not a curated record. NCBI's taxonomy places the organism in Eukaryota, Metazoa, Chordata, Testudines, Testudinidae.